Messenger RNA from Fusarium falciforme, 294 nucleotides. RefSeq lists its product as hypothetical. The coding region runs from base 1 to 294 and encodes 97 amino acids. The transcript is spliced from 2 exons. Lineage: Eukaryota; Fungi; Ascomycota; Sordariomycetes; Hypocreales; Nectriaceae. The record is from RefSeq and is a predicted model, not a curated record.
AUGUCUGACAAGCUGUCCUUCAUCCAUCGUCCGGCUAUGUGCACCCUCAUAUACCGCAAGUACGACUGCACAAAGUGCCAGCGCCGCGUCCGCGAUGACAAGUGGAUCGAAGAGUGCGAGCGAGUCAGGGCCGGUCGCAAAGGCACAUGCGAGGCUAAGUUUGAGCACGAGACGAGCUACGUCCCCGCUGACGAGUGCAUCGUCUGCGAGAUGGAGAGGAGGAAGAGGGAGGAAGAGGAGGAGAGGCAGGCUGAGAAGGACGCUAUGGAGCAGUCCGGGUGCAGAACGAGCUGA